Ananas comosus (pineapple) is the source of this 1644-nucleotide messenger RNA. Its product is annotated as probable dolichyl-diphosphooligosaccharide--protein glycosyltransferase subunit 3. NCBI's taxonomy places the organism in Eukaryota, Viridiplantae, Streptophyta, Magnoliopsida, Poales, Bromeliaceae. Gene Ontology annotation, cellular component: oligosaccharyltransferase complex. The transcript has 3 exons. The coding region runs from base 126 to 1121 and encodes 331 amino acids. The record is from RefSeq and is a predicted model, not a curated record.
UGACUCUCUAUGCUCCCAUCCUAUCCACCGCGCUUCUUCUCUGAGCCACAUUUCUCCUCCCCCACUCUGCUUCUCCCAUCAAAACCCUAAAGCCACAUCGAUCCCGCUCUCCGAAAACCUCAAUAAUGGCGCCCGAACCCCUCCUCCUCCUCCUCCUCCUCCUCCUCCUCGUACCCCUCCUCUUCCUCGCCUCCGCCGAUCCCUCCUCCGACGAUCUGGUGGCGGAGCUUGAGACCCUCCGAUCGCGCUCUCCCUCCGGCGUGAUCCACUUCAACGACGCCGCCGUGUCCCGCUUCCUCUCCUCCCUCGUCUUCUUCGACGCCGCGCAUCUCCGCUCCAACCCCGAUCUCCACCUCCGCGAGCUCCGAUCCGAGUUCGCCCUCCUCUCCGCCUCCUUCUCCGCCCACAACCCCUCCUCCUCCCGCCUCUUCUUCGCCGAUCUCGAGUUCGGGGAGUCCCAAUCCUCCUUCUCCCUCUUCGGCGUCAACUCCCUCCCCCACAUCCGCAUCGUCACCCCCAACGCCGGAUCCCUCCGCGACUCCGAGCCCAUGGACCAAUCCAACUUCGCCGCUGGCGCCGAAUCCAUGGCGGAGUUCGUCGCGUCCCGCACCGGCCUCUCCCUCGGCCCGAUCCAGCGCCCGCCCCCGCUCUCCCGGGGCCAGAUCGUCGCCCUCGGCGUGCUCCUCCUCAUCCUCUCGCCAUUCGUGAUCAAGCGUAUCCUCCAGGGCGACACGAUCUUCCACGAUCGCAAGCUCUGGAUGGCCUCCGCGAUCUUCGUCUACUUCUUCAGCGUGUCCGGCGCGAUGCACGGCAUCAUCCGGAAGACGCCGAUGUUUCUGAGGGAUCGGAACAAUCCGGACCGGCUGAUAUUCUUCUACCAGGGAUCAGGGAUGCAGCUCGGAGCAGAGGGUUUCGCGGUGGGGUUCCUGUACACGAUCGUGGGGCUGGUGAUCGCAUUCGUGACGCAUGUGUUGGUGCGCAUCAGGAGCUUGGCGGUGCAGAGGACCUUCAUGCUAGUGGCCAUGGUGAUAGCUUAUUGGGCUGUGAGGAAGGUGAUCCAUUUGGAUAAUUGGAAGACCGGAUAUGGAAUUCACGCCUUCUGGCCCAACAGUUGGAGAUGAUCCGGCUGAAGGAGCGGAGGAAGAAGGGUCUUCUUCCUCUUUGUCAUAGUUUGGGAGAUCUAUUGAAUAUUAGUAUUGACUAUUGCUUUAGAAAUGUAAUGACAUUUCUCGAAGAUACAUGCUCACAUCUGAAGUGGAGUAAUCUUGUUCUAGUUUUCGGUGUUAUGGUUUAUGUCAUGGUCCUCAUCGAUGGAUAGAGGAGGUUUUGAGUUGAGAACACAGGUAAAUGCGGAGUAUCUGACAGCUUUCAGAGUGUAGUGCUUAGUAUGGAACUGAAAAUUUGUUUACAUUGCAAAUGUGGGAUUUUGUUGUUUAAUUUAGUCUGAGUUAAUUGCGAAUUUUUACAGGUUACACAUAAGAGUGAAUUUAUAAACUUGUUGCUAAUAAACCAGCCAAUCAGUUUCCUCAAACAAAAUUCUACUUGUACAUUUCAUUAUAGGGUGUAAAUUUUACACCGAUAUGCGAGGUGUACAGUAGCACUGCUUUUUUUCUUAAAUAAAUGUUGAAAACUGAUACUGUUUUA